GGGACCGGGGCCUGACGUCUCCACGCCCAGCCCGGGGGCCGGAGCUGCGCCCUGGGUCGGCGCCGCGCGAGAGGAGCGCGGGCUCCCGCCGGGCUUUGGGGGAGAUUUCAGGACGCGGACAGCGCCCCGGCGGCCGGCGGGCGGGGGCUGGGUCGAGCCCCGGAGCCCCGGGACCCCGGGCAGGGCGGCAGGUGCGGGCGGCGGGACCCCGGGAUCCCGGGACCCCGGGCCAGCAGGUCAUGGAAGCGCCGGGCAGCCGGCUGGAGCCGCCCCCGCUCCCCGAGUACAGCUGCAGCUACGUGGUGUCGCGGCCGGUGUUCAGCGAACUCGCCUUCCAGCAGCAGCACGAGCGGCGCCUGCAGGAGCGCAAGACGCUGCGGGAGAGCCUGGCCCGCGGCUGCAGUUGUUCAAGGAAGAGAGGCCUUGGUGUGCUGAAGACUCUCCUGCCCAUCUUGGACUGGCUCCCCAAAUACCGAAUCAAGGAAUGGCUGCUUAGUGACAUCAUCUCGGGAGUUAGUACUGGGCUAGUGGGCACGCUGCAAGGCAUGGCGUACGCUCUGCUAGCCGCGGUUCCUGUUGGAUAUGGUCUCUACUCUGCUUUCUUCCCCAUCCUGACAUAUUUUAUCUUCGGAACAUCAAGACACAUCUCAGUUGGGCCAUUCCCAGUGGUCAGUUUAAUGGUGGGAUCUGUCGUACUGAGCAUGGCCCCGGAUGAACACUUCCACACAUCCAGCGGUAACGGCACUGCAUUCAAUGCCACGGUGAUAGACUACGCGGCUAGAGAUGCAGCAAGAGUAUUGAUUGCGAGCACCCUUACUCUUUUGGUUGGAAUCAUCCAGUUGAUAUUUGGAGGUUUGCAGAUUGGAUUCAUAGUGAGGUACUUGGCAGAUCCUUUGGUUGGCGGAUUCACAACAGCUGCUGCCUUCCAAGUGCUGGUCUCACAGCUGAAAAUCGUUCUCAACGUUUCAACCAAAAACUAUAAUGGAGUUCUCUCCAUCAUCUAUACUCUGAUUGAGAUUUUUCAAAAUGUUGGCAACACCAAUCUUGCUGAUUUCAUUGCUGGAUUACUCACCAUUAUCAUCUGUAUGGCAGUUAAGGAAGUGAAUGAUCGAUUUAAGCACAAAAUUCCAGUCCCUAUUCCUAUAGAAGUAAUUGUGACAAUAAUUGCUACUGCCAUUUCAUAUGCAGCCAACCUGGAAAAAAACUACAAUGCUGGCAUUGUUAAAUCCAUCCCGAGGGGGUUUUUGCCUCCUGUACUUCCACCUGUGAGCCUGUUUUCUGAGAUGCUGGCUGCCUCGUUUUCCAUCGCCGUGGUGGCUUAUGCUAUUGCAGUGUCUGUCGGAAAAGUUUAUGCCAUCAAGUAUGAUUACACCAUCGAUGGGAACCAGGAGUUCAUUGCCUUUGGGAUCAGCAACAUCUUCUCUGGAUUCUUCUCGUGUUUCGUGGCCACUACUGCCCUGUCCCGCACUGCCGUCCAGGAGAGUACUGGGGGGAAGACUCAGAUUGCUGGCAUCAUCUCGGCGGGGAUUGUGAUGAUCGCCAUUGUCGCCCUGGGGAAGCUGCUGGAACCUUUGCAGAAGUCAGUCUUGGCCGCUGUUGUCAUCGCCAACCUGAAAGGGAUGUUUAUGCAGGUGUGUGACAUUCCUCGUCUGUGGAGACAGAAUAAGAUCGAUGCUGUUAUCUGGGUGUUUACGUGCAUAGCAUCCAUCAUUCUGGGGCUGGACCUCGGUUUAUUAGCUGGUCUCAUGUUUGGAUUGCUCACUGUGGUCCUGAGAGUUCAAUUUCCUUCAUGGAACGGCCUUGGAAGCAUUCCUAGCACAGACAUUUACAAAAGUACCACAAAUUACAAAAAUAUUGAAGAACUUGAAGGAGUGAAGAUUCUUAGAUUUUCUAGUCCUAUUUUUUAUGGCAACGUUGAUGGUUUUAAAAAAUGUAUCAAGUCCACAGUUGGAUUUGAUGCCAUUAGAGUGUAUAAUAAGAGGCUGAAAGCACUGAGGAAAAUACAGAAACUCAUCAAAAAAGGACAGUUAAGAGCAACAAAGAAUGGCAUUAUAAGGGAUGCUGGUUCAUCCAACGAUGCCUUUGAACCUGAUGAAGAUACUGAAGAUCCAGAAGACCCUGAUGUCCCAACCAAGGAAAUAGAGAUUCGAGUGGAUUGGAACUCCGAGCUUCCAGUCAAAAUGAAUGUCCCCAAAGUGCCGAUCCAUAGCCUCGUGCUUGAUUGCGGAGCUGUGUCUUUCCUGGAUGUCGUUGGAGUGAGAUCACUGCGAAUGAUUGUCAAAGAAUUUCAAAGAAUUGAUGUAAAUGUGUACUUUGCAUCACUUCAAGAUCAUGUGAUAGAAAAACUGGAGAAAUGUGGUUUCUUUAAUGAUAACAUUAGAAAGGACAUAUUCUUUUUGACCGUCCAUGAUGCUGUCCUCCAUCUACAGAACCAGGUUAAAUCUCGAGAAGUUCAAGAUUCCAUUUUAGAAACGAUUACUCUCAUCCAAGACUGUAAGGACCCUCUUGAAUUAAUGGAAGCAGAACUGAUUGAAGAAGAACUGGAUGUCCAGGAUGAGGCUAUGCGUAGUCUUGCUUCCUGAAAGUGGGCUCACGAGGUUACUCUAAGCAAGGACUGAAAGGCAAGAUUUACCCACCGGUAGACUUCUAUGCAAACAUUUUCUGCAUUGACUAUUUCUUUGGACUUGAAACACUCA
This is a messenger RNA of Nyctereutes procyonoides (raccoon dog), 2696 nucleotides long. RefSeq names its product solute carrier family 26 member 4 (gene SLC26A4). The record is from RefSeq and is a predicted model, not a curated record. The coding region runs from base 240 to 2582 and encodes 780 amino acids. Gene Ontology annotation, biological process: transmembrane transport. NCBI's taxonomy places the organism in Eukaryota, Metazoa, Chordata, Mammalia, Carnivora, Canidae. The transcript is spliced from 21 exons. Gene Ontology annotation, cellular component: membrane. Gene Ontology annotation, molecular function: bicarbonate transmembrane transporter activity; secondary active sulfate transmembrane transporter activity; chloride transmembrane transporter activity.